GGCGGCGGAAGCGUCAAAACAGCUGCGCUGAGGAGGCAGGGAGGUGAGGGCGGUGCAGCACUGGUCACAGCAUCACCAUGGACCGCUCCAGCCGGCGGCUACCUGCCACCCACCUGUAGCAUCAAGCGGCAACAUGGCGAACACGGCACACGGUACCCAGGACCGGAGAGACAGCCGCUGUGGUGUGUCUGGAGAAGCCAUAGUGGAGAAUGGCUGUGUAAUAACCGACCCGCCUGCUUCUGACCUCCACGAUCAUACCAACCACCACUGCCAUGAACCCAGCAUAACCCCGCACAGCGAGCCAGUCCUGUCCAGUUACAAUCCAUCCUGCUCCUCUACCCCUAUCUACUAUUGCAGCCCCCAGAAAAGCUACUCGGACCUGAACCAGGACAGCCACAGCUUGACUUCCCAGGACUCAGGUAUCCCGACUCUGGAGAUCAACCCUCCAGAGCCCAUCCACCACAGCCACCAACGCUCAGGUGAGGGAGGCCUUAUCCCGGACUCCAGUGACCACUCUCCCGCCACUUUAACUUUGGAUGAUGAUCCCUCUGAUGGCAGCGGCAUUCGUAAAUCCUCCACCUUCCCCCGCAGCGGGUACGACUCCAUCCGCCUCUUCAGCCCUGGCCUUAGAUUAUCCGCCACCACAGGGAUGGGUCUCGGGGGUGGAGCUUUAAACCGCAGCGAUGAUAUCUCUGUGUGCAGUGUGUCCAGCAUGAGCACUGAGCUGUCGGUUUCCAAUGAAGACAUCUUGGAUUUCACCGUCACCUCUGACUCCAGCGCCAUUGUUACCUUAGAGACAGAUGACAGCAGUGUAGGUCAUUUCUCAGAUGUGACGCUGUCAUCAUCACCGGGAAACCCCGGAGACUUAUGGAGUCCUGUACGACCUCAUCCAGGGUCUGGGGUCAGGCAACAGGAGGAGGAUGGCAGGCAAAAGAAACUGGGACCUCUAGCAAGCUUAUUCAACAGGAGCCUGUUUGCCCGGAGAGUGAAGGACAGUCGGCCAGUGGAGCAGAGGGAUCCAGGGUGGAAGCUGUUUGGGAAAGUCCCACCCCGGGAAGCCCCAAUUAAGGACCCAAAGAGAAUACAAAAGGAAUAUGAAACAAAGAGUGGCAGAGCUGGACCUGGCAACCCGACAUCUCCCAGGCAGGGUGUGAGGAAAAACCUGGACUUUGAGCCCCUCUCCACCACCGCACUUAUACUGGAGGACAGACCUGCUAACCUGCCUGCCAAGCCAGCCGAGGAGGCCCAGAAACACAGACAGCAGUAUGAAGAGAUGGUGGCCCAGGCCAAGAAGAGAGAGUUGAAGGAGGCUCAGAAGAGAAAGAAGCAGCUGGAGGAUCGGUGUAAGCUCGAGGAGAGCAUUGGCACAGCCGCCCAGAUCUGGAACCAGGAGAUCUUACCCAACUGGAGCACAAUGUGUACGUCUCGACGAGUGAGAGACCUCUGGUGGCAGGGCAUCCCCCCCAGUGUAAGAGGCAAAGUGUGGAGCCUGGCUGUGGGCAACGAUCUCAACAUCACACAUGAGCUGUAUAACAUUUGUUUGGCCCGGGCAAAAGAAAAGUGGAGGAACACGGCAGCACCUUCCAUAGAGACCGAAACUGAAGAUGCUGGUUCAUCAGAUCGGGAGUCGAGCCUGGAGCUGAUCAAGCUGGACAUCUCAAGAACCUUCCCCCAACUAUGUAUCUUCCAGCAGGGUGGGCCAUAUCAUGAUGUGCUGCACAGCAUUCUGGGAGCAUACACUUGUUACCGGCCAGACGUUGGCUACGUGCAGGGAAUGUCGUUCAUCGCAGCAGUGCUGAUCCUGAACCUUGACACAGCUGACGCCUUUAUAGCUUUUGCCAACCUGCUCAACAAGCCCUGUCAGAUGGCCUUCUUCAGAGUCGACCACAGCCUUAUGUUGACUUACUUUGCGGCAUUUGAAGUGUUCUUUGAAGAAAAUCUACCAAAGCUCUUUGCACAUUUCCAGAAAAAUAACUUGACCCCAGAUAUUUAUUUAAUCGACUGGAUCUUCACUCUGUACAGCAAGUCUCUGCCGUUGGACCUGGCGUGUCGGGUGUGGGAUGUGUUCUGCAGAGACAAUGAGGAGUUCCUGUUCCGCACGGCACUGGGCCUGCUGCGUCUCUACCAGGACGUCCUGACCAGCAUGGACUUCAUCCACAUGGCUCAGUUCCUCACCCGCCUGCCUGACCUCAUCCCCGCCGAGCAGCUCUUCCAGCACAUCGCUGCUGUCCACAUGACCAGCCGCAACAGGAAGUGGGCGCAGGUCUUGCAGGCGUUACAGAAAGAUCAGGAGCGAGGCAGCCCAGUGCUGAAGCGCUAGAGGAAAAACCAUCACCAGACUCGACCAGUUCCCCUCCAGCCCUCGGGAAACUGGACUCUCAGCCGGCCCGGAUGGACCUGAGAAAACUUCAAUGGGACUUAUCUGGUUGUAGCUGCUGUGAUAAACCUCAUCCCCAGAGCCGUCUCACUGCUCUAACUGGAACCAGGAACCAGGACCCUGGAGGGGAGGGGAGGGUCUGUCAGCAACGCGGGUAGGGUGUGAAAAGGAAUACGAGGCCUUAUUUAUCUCUCACCUGUGCUCAGAGGCCCAGCAGUGGACUGCAAAGUGUAGCUGGCAGAGGCUGAAGAAUGUAUCACACACACACUCCCACGUACACCAGGCUGAUUCAGGUCUCCACAGAGCAGAGGGCAUCACAGAGAUACUACUUACUACUACGCCCACUUAGAUUUGAAUUCUCUGCUGCUCUUUCCAGCAACACUUAUUUGUGUCUUUUCUUUAAAUGUGGCUUUUUAUGACAAAAACAAAAGUCAAAGUGUGACUCCCUAAUCUCUAAAAGAUUUGGUCAUGGAAAGAAAUACUGUAGUCCCUGAAGUGGCAUCACCAGAGUCAGAUCUGUGGGUGUGAAAUAUGUUAAGUGGAGCCUCAGCUUGUGUCUUUCCAUCUCUUUGUCUCUGCACCUUUUUUUCCCUCAAAACUUUAGUCAUUCCUUCAGUUUGAUUUUGUCCUGUGUGCUUUACAUUUGUGUAUUUUCCAGGUAGUCACUGAACCAUUCCAUGAAGUCAACUCUCAAUUUUGAGUUAAAAUCAUUGAUAUGCAUGUAACCUUCAUGCUGAAGACAUAUUAGGUGUCUCUGAGAGCACCACAUUGUUACAUUUGUUUUAACCCUCUAAAAACAGGUCAUAAGCUGCCUGUAAAACACGUUUUACAGUGUAUUUAUGUCAGUGAAACUGGAGUUGAUAUCGAAGAAUGUUGCUGUUAGACACACACAACAUGCAGUGUCACAUAUGGAUGUCCCCUACCCUUAAAGGAACGGUUCACCCCCAAAUCGAAAGCACACAUUUUCCCUCUUUCCUGUAGUGCUGUUUGUGAGUCUAGAUUGUUUUGGUGUGAGUUGCUGAGUGUAGCAGAUAUGGGCUGUAGAGAUGUCUGCCUUCUCCGAAAUAUGAUGUAACUAGAUAACACUGGUGCUCAAAAUGCAAAAAAAUAUAAAUUUAAAAACUCAACAUCAAUGUCUCUUUCCAGAAAGCAUGACCUGGGUACUCUUUUCUCUCUUUUCUUUUCUUUCUACCAAACUACACCUGUCAACCGUAUCACUGUGCAGAAGGAAACAUGCAUCUACUGCUAGCUCACCUAGCACAACUGAGCUAGCUAACGUCACAGCUCAGCUGAGGAGAAUGGCAAUAAUGUUUAAGGCCUAUUAAUACUCCCUUUGUGUACGAAAAUAGAUCCAUUCAUUUCACGUCGUAAACGUUACUGCCCACAUACUUCCAUGCAUCCUUAAUGUUGGCUUAGAUACUUUCACUAGAUGGCACUAAAGGGCGGAGUCCAAAGUUUCAGACAACAACAAAGAGGGUGAUGGUGGAGGAGGUCGUAAUGAUGUACCUUGUAAUGGAAAGUGAAAAAAGUUUUACUGUAUUACUCUUUUGUUCCAUUCUGCCAUUUUUAAAAUGCCUUUGUCUUGCCCCAUGGUCAUACCUCGCUUGAACUAUGUGAUACCACCCCCACAGUUUCCAGUGGUACUGCUUCGUCUUGUUUGUAUUAUACACUUUCAAGAAACAUGCACAGAUACCGACGAAUUGAACGCAGAGUAUGGAGAGAAUGCGCAAUCCAUGUCUGUAUACAUACUAACAUUAUGUUGCACUGUCACAAGCAUGAGCCUACUGUCUAUGAGUAGAUGCACACUUCCUUCUGCGCAGCAAUACUAUUGGUGGGUGUAGUUUGGUAAAAAGAAAAGAGUUCCGACAUGCUACUGCUCACAACUAGGUCUGUGAAUUAUCUUAAUUGACUGGCUCAUGAUUUCUGUUGAGUUUUUCAAAUGUGUUUUUGGCACUUUGAGCACCACAAACCAGGUGUCAUCUAGCUCCUUUGUGUUGGAAAGAAGGCAGACAUCACUACGGCCGACAUCUCUGACACUCAGCAACUCACACCAAAACGAUCUAGAUUGAUAAAUAGUGCUACAGGUAAAAGGAAAAAUGUGUAUUUUUGAUUUUGGGGUGGACUGUCCCUUUACUGUUUGAGGUACAUUUCAGCUUGUUAGUGUUUGGAUUCCCGAUGUCUUGGUGUGAGUGUAAUGUCUUUAAAUUUUGUAUUUAUUAAAUAUUUAUCAAAAGGACAUAAACAGGACUUGUUCUGGUCAAAUGAAGGGUUGCUGCUGAGCCUCUCACCACCCACACACAUACUUAAUUUAACAACACUGAGUGCACUGUAUGCUAAUGAAAGGCAGCCCUACACAGAGUACUCAACAUAUGCACACAAGUGUGUGUGUGUGUGGUUAAAAGCAAGUGUAUACGGUACUGUAGGCGCUGUAAUCUAAGGGCCCUGACACAGCAUCUUAACCACCAGCUGUCAGUAACUGUGCACCUUUGUUGAGUAGGUGUGGCCGAUAGUGACCUGUAGCUUGUGUGACAUAUCUGUCCUUUAACAGAAUCUGUCUGUCUAGUUGUUCAGCUUUGCAGAUAACUGAUUUCACCCAUCAGUGCAGUUUGUCAUCAUGUUCGUCUGCUUUUAACUAAGGCUAAAGAGACUGUUUCACAGGUUCACAAAGGCAUUUGAAUAGGCGGCCAGUUUGUUUUGAACUGCACAUUCUUAUUUCCUGUCACAUAGACCAUGUGUUUAUCAGUGGUCACCUGGCCCCGCACAUGAAACUAUGUCAUCAGUUAAGCUUUGUGCCCGCAAUCAUUGUGUAAAGGCCCUGACGCUGUUGUUCACACUGUGGUUGAUGUGUCACUUCAUCCUGACCAGCAGUGGGUGGGGACAAUAUUUGCAUCAUUGUUGGUUGAGGUUUUAUUACCAGCGUUGUUUUGAGUUCACAGUUAAGGCUGGAGGUUUAUAGACCUUCAUUUAUUUUCUUGGAUAAUCAGACAAGAAAGCGAAGUACCAUCUUACUAAUGAUCCCAUACUGGAAUGUUAGAUAUCUUUUUUUUUUGUGAAUUGCCCAUUUUGCAUAGACCUGUUAAUCAAAUGAAACAAAAGUUGAGAAGUGCACAUAUCUCAUGGGCUGUUAGUAAAGAAUUAUUAGAUGUUUGCAGCCAACAACCUUGAAUCUGAAGAAGCUGCUGGUGGCAUUUCUAACACAGUAACGGUGUUAUUGGUGGGGAAGCUGUUUCAUCUGAUGUGCUGUGCAUCUGAUUUAAUGUACGAGAGUUUAGCUACUUUUGUACACUGUACUAUUGGUGAUACCAAUUUUUUUCUUAAAGUGAAACGUCCGUGUUUUUCAAAUUAGACCCUGUUUUCCCAUGUUUUUAUGUCUAAAUAACAAAUGGAGACAACAAUUUUUUUAAUUAGUCCAGUAUAAAGCAAGUCCGCUGCAGCCACAAUGGCAAAACAGGCUGCAUUGUAAUCCCUAUGGGCAAUUGUGUACUGUCAGUUCGCAUCCUUGCUUGUUUUUGCCACUGACAGGCUCCGAUUGUUAUUAUGAAUGUCUGACACAUUACAGAAAGGAUCCAUACAGAGACAUGAGACGUCUUUCCUUACCUUCCUCUUGUCUGUUUGUUAUUGUUACCAAGUCUCGCUCAAGGAGAAGUCUCUUUCAAAAAUCUUCUUUUUGAUUUCUCUGUCGGGAUCCUUUCUGUAAUGUUGUCAGACACUCAUGAUAACAAUCUGAGCCUGUCAGUGGCAAAAACAAGCACUUUUAAUGGAUGUAUACUGACCAUAGGGAUUACAAUGCAGCCUGUUUUGCGUCUCUCUUAAUACUAGUCAAAUUUCAAAAAUAGUUGCCUCUAGCAGUCACUUAGACACAAAAAUGUGGGAAAAUAGGUUCCAGGUUAAAAAAUACUGAAUUUUCCCUUUAAAUGCCCGGACCACAGCUGAGGUAUGACACACUUUAAAAACAGGAAGCGCCUUUCAUUUAUAAAUCAUCCUCUAAGGUUGGCUCAUGCCCGCUAACUGGUACACUAUUUGUGUUUCAGUGUGUGCAACAGCUCAGCACCAUGCAGCACGCUUUCUGAUCACUCAUCUCGAUGCACUCCCCCCCACCCCCAAUUCCCCCAGUGUGGUGACACACCGCAGGACUGCAAUAAAGCUUUUUGCACAUAUAUGUACGCCUUUGAGUUGUGCCUCGCAUCAUCACUUCAUGUGAUCGCUCGCAGGUUUAAACGGGUUUUCCAUCAUUGACUUUUUUUUGUGCUCAAGUAGUGAUGAUGCAAGUUGAAGUGUGUGUGUCUGUUUGUUUCAUGUGUACUUGUUGUUAAGUGGCAUUUGUAAAAUGUCAGUUACUAGUUAGUUGUUACAUUAAAGGCUGGCCUGUGUAUGAAAUGACCCUUCCAGCUCUAUCGACACUACCUGCCGCCUGCCCCUCUAUCACAAAACACACACUGGCAACACUGUAUGAUCCACAAUGGCCAGAAACAAAAUUCAAACUUUAUUUGAAUAAAAAAGUGUAAUAUGCUGUCAUUUCUUGGGUUUUGUUUGUUUUGGAUUGUCUGAUAUUUUUGUCCCCUCAAGAGACCUGUUGUACUGUAGAGGACGUACAUGGAGACAGCAGAGGGUUACCAUACAACUUUAUCUCACUUGAACUGUAUAUAAACAAUGGUUUUAUUAAAAUAAAGAGCUGUACAUAUUCAGUCA
Messenger RNA from Epinephelus fuscoguttatus (brown-marbled grouper), 7066 nucleotides. It is a transcript of the gene tbc1d14, whose product is annotated as TBC1 domain family, member 14. The transcript is spliced from 15 exons. The coding region runs from base 134 to 2320 and encodes 728 amino acids. NCBI's taxonomy places the organism in Eukaryota, Metazoa, Chordata, Actinopteri, Perciformes, Serranidae. The record is from RefSeq and is a predicted model, not a curated record.